AAAACUCCAAACACGUGGGCACAGUCAUUUAAUCUAGAGUAUUUAUUAUGAAUAGGCCUUCACAAAUAUCACAAGAUGUAGCACAACCGCUUUCUAAUCAGCAUGAAACCGCGAUGAUGUCCUCCGACGAAGAUUCCAUGUCACGCGACUCGGGGAUCUGCGAGUUGAUGGACGAGAACACGCCGGUUUGCUUCUCCUCAAUGUCUACAGAGUCGACGACCGUCCAAGUCGAAGAGUGCAUGGAAAUCGAUGAGGAUGAAAAUUUACAGCCAGGACCUGUGUCUCGCCGCCAGAAAAAAGUCACGUUCAGACGAGAGAAGAGCUCCUGCCAGGUGCGUCUGUUCGACGAGUCGCCCACCUCGCACAAGAUGUUCAUGCGCCCGCAAGCCCCGCUGUCGGUUCGAUCCGAAAACCAACAACUCCUACAGCAGCGGAAACGGAAGUUCGAGAAGAGCGAACAAUCGUCAGAUCAUUUCCAUUUAGAGCCGAUGAGCGUCGAGGCGAUGGACGACGACGAAAUCGUGAUGAUGGACCAGAACACCACCAAGUGGGAGCCAGGCUUUCGAGCGCCGAACCAUAAGAAGGGACGUCUCACCCGUUCAGCAACCGCCUUCCCGUCACUAGAGACAUUUGAGGAGGAAGAGCACGAAGAGCAACAUCAUCUGAACGUGAAAUACCACCUCAAAACUGUUGCAAAGGAAUCCUCGAAAGGCUUCAGAAGAAUCACCGCCGAAACAUUGAGAGACAUCUUUUUCCGACUCUCUGAAAAAGAAUUUGAUGACAAGUAUAUUCUCAUUGAUUGCCGCUACCCAUAUGAAUAUAAUCGUGGUCACAUCAAGAACGCCAUCAACCACUUCGAUCGGGUCACAGUGAGCAAGAUCUUCUAUGAUGAGAAUGGCCGAAAGCGGUGCAACAAGAUUCCGAUCUUCUAUUGCGAAUUCUCACAGGCUCGUGGUCCAAAAAUGGCGUAUGCUCUUCGGCAAGUAGAUCGAGAGCUUAAUGUGAACCACUACCCAAAAUGUGAUUAUGAAGAGAUGUAUGUGCUCGAUCUUGGAUAUCGAAAUUUUUUCUUCGCUGCGAACGAAGCCAAUAUCACGAAUCUCUGCCAACCCCACGCAUACUGUGAAAUGCACGACAAGGAGCACACGAUGGAGCUCAAGAAGUACAACUUCCACAACAAGGGUCAAUCGGUACUGCGGACUGUGAGCAUGAGCCGCUCCUUCAAGUCCUUGCCGACGGGUUCCGCGUUCAACUUCGUCGCCUCAUCUGCUUCGUUCACCUCGGCACCGUCCACGUCGACAGAGAACAUUGAUACCAACGAUGAUUGCCAGAAAAGCCGGACGCCUGCCGUUCCGCGGAUCGCUUCGAGGCGUAACUUGUUCAGUGAUCCUUCACACUCUCCAACGAACUUUGCACAAUUUCCUCUGACUUGUUCACGAGAAACGCCCUCUCCCCACAAACAUCCCUUGACAUGUCCUCGUUUUUCAUAAAAUUAUUCCUCCUUGAUUUCUCCAACAGAGUGUUCCAUAGUUAUGUUGAGCGGUUCUUAGAUUCAAUUAUCGAAUCGACAUUUUUCUAUUUGAACGUGCUCUGUGCUAGACAAUGUAACUGGUCAACUUAACAAUAGGACGGUCUGUAUUUGCCAUAUUUCCGAACUUUCAAACUUUUAUAAGUUGGCAAGUUUCUCUCUCAUCACCCGCCAAAUCUUUCUUUCGCGCUCUCUCUCUCUUUUCUGUUUCCGAAUAUUUUCUAUGUCUCUCUUUAUCAAUCUUUGCCACACCAAAAAUUGUAUUUCUUGAAUUAUGGGUUCCUUCGGUUUCUCUGCCACUUUGUCCCGUGUGACUUCCCCUCAAUGUCCCCUGGGUUUAGGAUGGAUGGGCUAGAUCACACAUAUAUGUAUCUAUAAGUUUCUAGAUGUUGACGUACUUUCCCCCCUCUCUGUAUCCAGUGCUCAGAUCCUGAAGAACAUAGACUGUAAGAAGACUAGAUUUAUUUUCAACUAAUUUUGACUAUCGUCCUAUUUUUAUAUGUAACCACACAGUGUUAUAUAGGGAUCAUAUUCCGACUAAAUAAAAUUUAUUUUACUUU
Molecule: messenger RNA, 2088 nt
Organism: Caenorhabditis elegans
Lineage: Eukaryota; Metazoa; Nematoda; Chromadorea; Rhabditida; Rhabditidae
Gene: cdc-25.2
Product: M-phase inducer phosphatase cdc-25.2
Exons: 6
Coding region: 48-1490 (480 amino acids)
Biological process (GO): positive regulation of cell cycle G2/M phase transition
Molecular function (GO): protein tyrosine phosphatase activity
Source: RefSeq, marked reviewed